Molecule: messenger RNA, 4609 nt
Organism: Naegleria gruberi
Lineage: Eukaryota; Heterolobosea; Eutetramitea; Acrasida; Naegleriidae
Exons: 3
Coding region: 62-4609 (1515 amino acids)
Source: RefSeq, a predicted model, not a curated record
ACUCAUUCAACACACAACAACAACAACAAUCAGAUAACACACAUAAUUUUACUGCCACACAAUGAUGCUUUCCAACAAUCAAGAUAUCAGCACUCAUAGAUAUUUUGGAGAUAAUGAUGAUGAGGAAAAUUCAUCAUCUUCACAAUCACCUCCAUCUACAAAUCAACAACAGGAUAAUAAUUACUUUUUCUCUUAUGGACGUUCAUCGUCAUUGAUUUCUCAACAAAAUAAUCAUAAACAUCAUUCGAAUCAUCAUUCGAAUAGUCAUCAUACCUAUAAAGUGUUAGUGAGUGGAGGAGGUUUUGCAGGUUUAGUCUUUUCCUAUUAUUUACUUCAUUCAUUGAGUCAUAAACACAACAAUUUACCAAUCGAAAUUACUAUUGUAGAGAAGGCUUCAGUGUAUAGACAAGUAGGUGCCAUCAUAACACUAGAAGGAGAACAAGUUAUAAGAGCUCUCAAAGAAAUGAAUCUAGAAGAAGAGCUCCAUCAAAUUGAAAUUCCAAGAUCCAAACAACAUUUCUACACCAAGAAUGGACGUCACGUAAGAAGUUUUGAUGAAUCUUCAGUUAUUAAAUAUAAAGAAGAAGGUAGAAGAUAUGAAAGACAUAAAUUUCAUGAGAUUUUAAUGAAGAGAAUUAAACCAUUAAUAGUCCGACGAGAUGGAAAUUUAACCAUUCUUUCCAAUGCUAAUUUACAUUCGAAUAGUUCAACACCUUCUUCAGAUGAUGAACUUUCCGAUGAUAAACAUUUCAAGAUGAAUAGAGUAAUUUACAGUAUGAGACCAAGUUUAUUUAACAAGGAAAAGAUUGAAGUUACUCUAAUGAAUAAGAAUGAUUGGUUGCAUUUACAAUAUCAAAAGGAACAACAAGAAAAUAUUCAAAUGAAGAGAUCAAGUUCAGUUUGUAGUGUUAAUUCACCACUUAAUACUAGAAUUUUGAAUGAUAUUUCAAAUUUAGAAAGGAAGGAUAGUCCUACUAAUAGACUUUCAAAACUUCACAAGAGAAAGUCAACUGGUUCUUCAGGAGAUUUGCAACAAAUGGAAGAGGAAGCAAUGAAAAAGAGCUCAACAACAACACCAGCAGAAAUUGCAACACCAAACAGUGCAGGAAAGGAAUCAGCAGGUUGGAGAAGAUUUUUCCAAAAGAAGGAAUCAAAUGCUCAAUCUCCAUCACAAAAAACCAAGUCCGAUAGUUCAAGUAACAUUUUACUUGAAGGUAGUCCAAUGUCUGCUCCAUUGAAUACUAUCAAUGAUCCAAAGAGAACUUCAAUGAAUGAUUUACUUGUAACUUUCAAUGAAGGUGAUUCGUUUGAGAGUUCAGUUUAUCAAUCGACAGAAGAUCGUAAAUUAUAUCAAAUAGAAAGAGAAGAAUAUGAUCUAGUGGUUGGGUCUGAUGGUAUUCACAGUCAAACUAGAGCACUAAUCUUUGGUGAUGAGAGCAAUUUUAAACAUUUUUUGGGAGUUGGAUACUUUUGCUUUAUUGUUGACAUGAUUUUGACAGAGGCAGAUGAGCAACAAGUGAGUGAAAAGUAUUGGAAUAAUGUUUAUGGAUCGGAGAAGAAGUCGACAGAAUCUUUUGACCCAACACAAAUUAGUGGAAUUAAGGGAUUAGAACCAUUGACACCCGACAGAAUUGCCAAAAUGAAAGAAGUUUCUAAGAAACUUGCCGAGUUAAUCAAAGAUGGAGAAUCUAGCUCAGUUUUGUUAAAUCAUGGACGUUAUAUGAAUGUGCUGAGGUAUGGUAACAAGCUUUCAGUAUCAUUGGUGUACAGACAACCAAAAGAAGAGGACAUGUUGAAAGAAAGCUCAAGUUACACUGUCAGUAAGAGUAAAUCAUUUGUAGAUGAUGCACUUAUUGAUUCACCAAAUGAUAGCAAAUCACCUUCAACUCAUGAAAAGUGGAGAAAGAGAUUUUCUCUAUUUAGAAAACAUACCGAAUCUCCAAUCAAGAAUGACUUGGCUCAAGAUCCAUCUUCAUCUGCUUCAUCUUUAACAAAUCAUUUCUACUCAUUCGACAUUAACAAGUUUGAAGAUCAUCAUGACAAUGACGAUCAAAGAUCAGUUACUCACUCAAGUGACAGCUCUGAAGAUCAUGAGGAAGUAAUGGAGGAAGAGGAUGAGGAAAUUGCUGAAGCUUUUAUGGAAAUGGUUAACGAGUCGAUGGCCAACAGAGAAUCAGCAAGCGUCCAAAACUUGGAAGAAAAAUGUGUUACUCCAAACUCAAACAACAGCAGCAGUUCACCAACAAGCAAUGACGAAAAGUCUCCAAAUGAAAAAUCAGAAAAGAAACAAAAGAAGAAAAAGGUUGAAAAGUCACACCACUCAAAGACUUUCUUUAUUUCAGCUGAAGAUAGAAAGAAUUUCUUAAAGAACAAGUUUGAUGAUUGUGGAUUCUUAUUCCACGACAUUAUGGAUCUCGUUUUUGAUAGCAGAAUCAUUUACUAUGACGAUUUGGCUCAAAUUAGAAAUUUAGACAAUUGGUACAAGGGCAAAUGCGUACUAGUUGGUGAUGCUUGUCAAGCUUGUACUCCAUUGAGUGGUAAAGGUGGUGCUUUGGCCAUUGUUGCUGCUAAAACUCUUGCUUUGGAAUUGAGAAAUGUUUUAGAAACCCAUGCCUCGACAGAAGGUGAAGAUAAUUUACAUACAAUCCCAUUGGAGAAGAGUAUUUAUUUCGAUAGUUGCUUACAACAAGCUUUUGAAAAGUAUGAAAAUGCAAUGCAAGAAAGAAUUAAAACAGUUCAAAAGAAGACUGUUUGGGAAGGUGUGGAUGUUUAUCUAGCAAAAUCAGGAGUUAAAAGAAUGGUCAGAGAUGGUGCUCUCAAAUUCCUUCCAAAGAGUGUACUUCUCAAGUUGACAAAGAAAGAGGAAGAACAAGGAAGUACAAUUAUUGUAAAAAAGGAUGAUUAUUAUCAUUCGGAGGACGAGGAUAGUGGUGAUGAUGAGCGAGAGGAGGAAGAAGAUAUUUAUUCAUCAAUUCAUGUGAAAUUUUUCACAUGCGCUAAUGAGCCAGUUGUCUUGCAUCAGAAUGUGAAAUUAACAAGGGGAGUUGGUCAUUAUUAUUUGGCAAGGGAAUUGAACGAUUCCUCAUUGGAAAAAUUGGUUGAAAUUUCGCAGAAAAGAAUAUUUGAUAGCUCUUUUGACAAUUUAUUGUUUACAAUUAGGGGAAAUUUUCAAAUGGAGGUAUUCUUUAGAAUAAUGUUAGGAAUUGCAGGCGUUAAGAAGAUAGAUCGUUAUUUGGAUUGCAUUCUGAGUUCUUAUGAGUAUGCUAAAAAUCCACCACCCCCUCCUCUUCCACCACCUCCACCUCCACCCCCUCCAGUCAAUCAACAACCAGGUAAAAAGAAGAAAAAGAAUAAUAAUCAAAAUCAGCAACAGCAGCUUCGUGCACCUGUUAGUUAUUUUGGAAAUGAGAAAUUUCGUGAGGAAAGGGAUGGUGUGGAUUAUCGUUGGUGUCCAUUAACGCAUCAAAUUGAUUCCUUAAUUGAUUUAAUGAAAUUUGGAGAUGAUUCUCAACACACUGAAAAUAUGGCCAAAUAUGUAAUGGAUUUAACUUAUAGAUCGGUGGCCUCUUUCUCUGUUUCCUCUGAAAUUGCAACCAAAUUCUGUUUACCACAUAUUGCAAAUCAAUUCAUUUCAGGAAAAUGUUAUGAUAAUGAUGGAGAACAAACCUAUAUAGUAACCUUGAGAAAGUCAAAUGGUGGAACGUUUAAACUUGUACAUUUUAGACCUGAAAAAGAUAGUGAUUCAACAAACCCCUACGAAUUCUUCAAGAUUCAUAUUUUAGAUCCAGCAGAAAAUAUAUUUGAGAAAGAAUGCUUUGGCUCUGAUGAUUGUCUUGUGCAAAAUGCAGUGCAAAAACACAUCUCAGGACUUGAGGAACUAAGUUUUGAGUCAUUGUGUAAUUCUGUAAUGUGUAUUGUAUUUCUUAGAGGAUACCUCAUUAAUAUUAGAAAGGAUGAAAAUCCUUGUGAAUCUGUGAUGAAUCAAUCUGUUUGGGAAAAUAUUGAAAUACCAACAAGAAGAAGAAAGACUCUAUCUGCUUCAAUUGAACCAGCACAAAUAGGGGAUGUUGAAGAUCUUGAUCCUCUUACAAUAUUUUGGGUAGAUGAGGAACCGACAACUCAUCAUCAGUAUGGAGAUGUAGCCGAAACAAGAAAUCCAAAAAUCAAAGAUCAAGUGUAUGGUUUUGUUUUAGAUCUCAUUGCAGAAUAUAGAUCAAUCCAGAGAGACUCAAUAUUUUCGCAGAAAUAUCGUGCUCUGCAAGAUUCUAUGAGAUUUUAUUCAGAUGGAAUUGGUGAUGUCUACGAUUUUGAAUAUAAGGAAAAGAAUUUAUACUAUGUGAAAGGAAAGUACGAUUUCCACUAUUGUGCUAUCGUUUGUGGGUUUGAGGACAUUGUUAUUUGUGGAAAGGCUGCUGGUGAAAUAUUCUAUUGGACUCCUUUUUGUUAUUUUAGAUCUGGCAAGAAAGAGGAUAAAGAGAAGUGUACAGACGAUGAGGAGAAGCGUACAGAUCAUGAUGUCUCGCAUCUUGAACCACUAAAAGAACUCAAAGAGGUUACUUUUGACAAGGUGUUGGAUAAUAUUGAGGAAUUUUUUUCUCAAUUCAUGUAA